CCUCUCUCUACAGAGAUGAUCACCGGCGGCGGCGGAAGCACGAAGCUCAUCCUUCUCCACCCAUCAUCAAUCCACAAACAAGGAUCAAAUCAUUUCUCUAACCGUCUCUGGCUCUUCAUUUUCACCUCAUUCUUUCUCUUCGCUUUCAUCUGCACUCUCAUCACCUCAAGAGAAUCCACCGCCGGCGCCGGCGCCACAUCCGCCGUCAAUUCCAACUCCCCACUUCCCAAAUCCAUCUACCUAGCCCUACUCCACUACGCAUCUUCUUCCAAUUUCACCACCACCGGCGGCGACAGAAUGUCAUUGGCCGAGAUCAAAUCCAUCGCCUCCGUCCUCCGCCGCUGCGCCUCACCCUGCAAUUUCCUUGUUUUCGGCCUCACCCACGAAACCCUCCUCUGGAACUCGAUCAAUCACAAUGGGCGAACAGUAUUCGUGGAUCAAAGCCCGUAUAUGGUUCAGAAAAUCGAGGAGAAGUAUCCUGAAAUUGAAGUUUACGACGUUCAAUACACGACGAAGGUAAGAGACUUGCACGAUUUGGUGGAACAAGCUAGGGUGCAGGUUAAUAAUGAAUGUCGACCCUUACAGAAUCUCCUGUUUUCGGAUUGUAAAUUGGGAAUGAAUGAUCUUCCAAAUCAUAUCUAUGAUAUUCCAUGGGAUGUUAUUUUAGUGGAUGGGCCACGUGGGUAUUAUUCAACGGCGCCGGGGAGAAUGCCGGCGAUAUUUACUGCGGCGGUGCUGGCUAGGAGCAAGAAAGGAAGUGGGUUUGGCGGCGGGAAAACGGAGAUUUUCGUGCAUGAAUUUCAUAGGAAGGUGGAGAAAUUGUGUAGUGAAGAAUUCUUGUGUAGAGAGAAUCUGGUGGAGAUAAUAAAGGGAUCGUUAGCACAUUUUGUGGUGGAGAAAAUGGAGGUCAAUUCGUCGGAGUUCUGUCCAACUCAUUCUCGGUCGUGA
Impatiens glandulifera is the source of this 948-nucleotide messenger RNA. RefSeq names its product protein IRX15-LIKE-like. Bases 16 to 948 code for a protein of 310 amino acids. Gene Ontology annotation, biological process: xylan biosynthetic process. The record is from RefSeq and is a predicted model, not a curated record. NCBI's taxonomy places the organism in Eukaryota, Viridiplantae, Streptophyta, Magnoliopsida, Ericales, Balsaminaceae. The transcript has a single exon.